CUCCUUUUAUUUUCCCGAAUCUACACUCAUCUACUCUCUCUCUCUCUCUCUCUCUCUCUCUCUCUCUCUUAUUCGUUUUAUAAGAGAAUCUGACCAUCACCGCACAGGCUUUGGUACUUUAGAAUAAGAAACCACUACUUCUGCAGAUUCUUCUUGCUCUCUGUAUUCCUACAUUCAUACAUACUCAUCACUCCGCUACAUCGAAAACUUUGAUUCCUUCCUUUUCCUCAUUCUCCUUCUUGAGGGUGUCAUUGACGUCUUUGUCAUUCCUCGAAUCCCGAAAAUUUGAAAACCCAUCAGAGAGAUUAAACAGCAGCAUUUGCCAUUUCGAUCCAAUCACAGUUUCCACAUAUCAAAAACAGCCCUUCCAUUUGCGAUCCGAGCUAAAGCAAAGCAUUCUCUUUUACCAAAAUCUUUGCAUCCCCACUUUUUCUCUCAGAGAGAGCAUGUUGUCUGAUCAAAGGUGAAUCGAAAAGUUGCAGACUUUAGAAUCCGAGGCAUCUGGGUGUGUGUGAAUUACAGAGUUUUAUGGUUCAUGCGAAGCGAGCUUUUUGCCUUAGUCCCGUUUGAACUGAACAGUGACCAAUAAAGUUUGUUGAACGGAAAGGGUGCAUUUUUUUUAAUACAGGGUCAUUGUUAUGAGUCAUGACACUGUGAGAUUGAGUUUGGUCUCUAUAAAGAGAGGAGCGUCAAAGAAAACAUAGAAUAAGGACUGAGUGGUACAGAGAAAUAGCGAUGCAGGAUAUGAAGAAGACGACUGACACUGAAGAUUCGAAGAAGAAAGAGAGGCAUAUCGUGACUUGGUCUCAAGAGGAGGAUGAUAUACUCCGUGAGCAAAUCGGUAUUCAUGGAACUGAUAACUGGUCGAUUAUCGCAUCAAAGUUCAAGGAUAAAACGACCAGACAAUGCAGAAGGAGAUGGUACACAUAUUUGAAUUCUGACUUCAAGAAAGGGGGUUGGUCACCCGAGGAAGAUAUGCUAUUAUGCGAGGCGCAGAAGAUCUUCGGCAACAGAUGGACAGAAAUAGCAAAGGUGGUUUCAGGCAGAACUGACAAUGCCGUAAAGAAUCGCUUCACAACCUUGUGCAAGAAAAGGGCAAAGUACGAAGCCUUAGCGAAAGAGAAUAACAUCAACCUGAACAGCAAACGGAUCAUCUCACGCAAUCCAUCAAGUGUAGAUGGUACAGCAGAAUCUGCAGCACCGGCUAAGAGGAUGAGGAGGGCUCAUAUUCAGACUAUAGCGGAAGAUUGCAACUUGCAGGACAGAUUACAUAUACAAUGUGGAAUCACAUAUAGUCAGCAACAAAGAACUCCCUUUUCCAUAUUGGAACAAAAUUUUCGCACUGCCAACUCACCACCCCAGCAAUACGAAAGCAACCAAAAAGAAGCCACCGAUGAUGCUGAUGGUAGCAAAGUCCAACGAACAUUUCUUAAAAAGGACGAUCCAAAAGUUACUGCUCUGGUUCAACAAGCCGAACUGCUCAGUUCCCUUGCGCUGAAAGUCAAUGCAGAUAACGUGGAGCAGAGUCUUGAAAAUACUUGGAAGGUUCUCCAGGAAUUUUUGAGCCACAAGAAGGAUGCUGAUGUUCUCCAAGAUUGCGUCACCGACACUGAUCUUCAAUUCGAAGAUUUCAAAGUCAUGGUGGAGGACAUCAGGAGCAGCAAUGAGGAAAGCCAAACAUCUUGGAGGCAACCCGAUCUGUGUGAGGAGUCUCCAGCCAGCUCAGAGUAUAGCACAGCUUCUACUAUUUCGACUCAUCCUGUUUAUGAUAAAGCAGAAGAACCUCAAGCCAAAGAAGUUGCACUGCAUAAAGAUAUUGAAAGUGAAAUACAAACCAACCAUUCUGAUGAACAAUGUGUAGUUGAUAACUGCUGCAAAGGGAUUCUUUCCAGCUCAGUCACUCAUGGAGGUGCUUUCCAAUCUUGUGACGAGCACAUAACCACCGCUGGAGUUGUUUCUGUCCCAUCAAAUACAGAAUGCAUCUCUCCUGUUCAUGUUACUCCACUAUUCAGAUCCUUAGCAGCAGGAAUUCCCACACCAAAAUUUUCAGAAAGUGAGAGACACUUCCUUCUGAAAACGUUCGGCAUGGAUUUGCUUCCUACAUCUCCUCCAACUAAUUCGGCUUAUCAGCCACCCUGCAAAAGAGCUCUCCUCCAGAGUCUGUAACCGACCAUGUUAAUCGAACUUCAGUAACCAGAGUUCUAAACACACCCCAGACAUCUUUUUAUUUUGAUUGGCUGAUCCCGCCUAUUGUAAGUUUUCUAGUCCUGUUCAAGAUCCAAUUUUUUUCCCAACGCAGCCACUCGAUGCCUAAAGUUUUACAAAAAAAGGCAUAUUGAGUCUGCAUUUGAAGGCCCUACUACUAUGGAAACCAGAAUGUUAUGGCACAUUCUGCGAUCCUGACAGAUUGAGAGCUUGUCGGAUGUCACUACCAGUGACCAAGUGUGCUUUUAGAAGCGUGUCAUUCCCAUUGUGAUUUCUUGUUUCCCUCUGCCAAAUGUUGUUUCAAGGUGAAACAACUCCUAUUCAGUUUCUUCUGUCGAUUUUUGGUUUUGUACAGAACCUGCUACAUAAAUCCUCAUAGCCAGAGUGUAAUUAUGCAUCGGCAAAUCGCCCACAGCCUACCUACAAUAGACAAUCGGAAUCCGAAAAAUAGAGAAUCAUGAAAAG
Messenger RNA from Rhodamnia argentea, 2670 nucleotides. Its product is annotated as transcription factor MYB124. Bases 736 to 2166 code for a protein of 476 amino acids. The record is from RefSeq and is a predicted model, not a curated record. The transcript is spliced from 12 exons. Gene Ontology annotation, molecular function: RNA polymerase II cis-regulatory region sequence-specific DNA binding; DNA-binding transcription factor activity, RNA polymerase II-specific. Gene Ontology annotation, cellular component: nucleus. Lineage: Eukaryota; Viridiplantae; Streptophyta; Magnoliopsida; Myrtales; Myrtaceae. Gene Ontology annotation, biological process: regulation of DNA-templated transcription.